Drosophila hydei is the source of this 951-nucleotide messenger RNA. RefSeq lists its product as uncharacterized. NCBI's taxonomy places the organism in Eukaryota, Metazoa, Arthropoda, Insecta, Diptera, Drosophilidae. The record is from RefSeq and is a predicted model, not a curated record. The transcript is spliced from 6 exons. Bases 1 to 951 code for a protein of 316 amino acids. Gene Ontology annotation, cellular component: cytosol; membrane.
AUGUUGCUGUUCGCUAAUAUUUGUUUGAAAAUUGCAACACUUGCCACAAUUUGUGGCAUCCUCAGCCAGUUGCAAGUGGCUGGUGCCGCAGCACCAGCCGGAUCCGUGCAACAAUUGCCGCAACGCAUCUACAAUUUACUCCAUCAAUUAUCCUGUGGCAGGAAACUCAAUGCAAGCGCCAAGUUCGCAUUGUUGUUGGCCGAAUUUCUGAUAAAACAGAAAAUGAGAUACAUAACGCCCACACGCUACGAUAGACAAUUAUAUUAUCAACUGCUGCAUAAAAUGAAGCAGCUCGGAAGCUGCGCGAGCCAGGGCGAGAUUAAUCAAGUGCAAGAGCUAAUUCUGCGAAAUGCCUUUCAGCGCAAUGUUUUGCUUCUGCCGCCCAACUUGAAAUAUGGCGCACUGAACGCGAACGCCGAAUACGAGCAGUUGGCUUUGAGCUAUGACAGCCUCGUCAGCCAGGGUGCGCCGAACAGAACCCAAUCGGAUCUCUGCAUGCGGGAUAUAGUCAAUCUGGAUACCAGCAAGUGUCAGCUCAGCCUGAACUGCCUGGAGCUGCUGACCAGCGAGGCGCCAGCCUAUGGCUAUCAGCGCACUCAUCAGGCACUUCUGCUCUACAUGCUGCAGCAUCAUAUAUGUGCGCCGAGCUUGAGUCCGCCCCAGCUAUACGAGGAGCUGGCGAAGGGCCAUUGCAAUGAGAUUUUAAGCGAACAAAAUGCGAUACGCAGCUUGGCCCUGGGUCUCGGCAAGUACAAGGAUCUCUAUCUGGAGCAAGCUACAAUCUGCGGUCUGUGGGGCUACAAUGAGUUCCUCAACUGGCGCAAUGUGAUGGAAAUUGACAGCUGGCGGAAGGAGGAGGAGCAGCAGGAGGGGGAGGAGGAGGAGGAGAGGGAGCACAUUAAGGACUUGUCGCUGGUGUUCUACAUAAAUGCGCUGCUGCUGCUGCAUUAA